AUGCUAGACAAAUUUACACCACAACAAAAGACAAAUCAGGUUGUAGACCGAGUAAAAAGAUACGAUUACACAGACUAUCUUUAUGUCGAUCUCGGACAAGGACAUAUCCAAGAUGAAAUUUAUGACGUCAUUGGAAUAGAAGUACCUGGUCCUCCUGGGAAACAGGGUGUUGAAGGAAAGAGAGGAUAUCCUGGCCGAGCUGGAUCUCCAGGAUCAAAAGGAGUCAAAGGAGACCCUGGAAAAACAGGACGUGCUGGACCCCGAGGGUUCAGGGGGUUUCUAGGGGCAUAUGGUCAGAUGGGAGAUUCUGGCAAAACUGGUAAGACUGGAAGAAAAGGACCCGCUGGACCCUCUGGACCAACCGGACCUUUAGGACACUCUGGUCCCCCCGGAAUGGAUGGAACACAGGGACCACCCGGUUAUGAUGGUGUCCAGGGAGAACAGGGAGAAAGAGGACCUGCUGGAGAAACCGGAUCCGCUGGAGCAACUGGACCUUCUGGACCGUCUGGUCCGACUGGACCUCGUGGACCAAAAGGACAUAAGGGAUUGAGAGGACACACGGGAACAAAGGGAUAUGCUGGUCGAACAGGAGAUCGUGGAAACAGUGGACGUCGUGGAGAAUCUGGACAUUCAGGGCCACCUGGACCCACUGGUCCUAAGGGCGAUACUGGUCUGACAGGAUGUAGUGAACCACCUGCUGAAACAACAUUGUCUGAACAACCUGCUGCUACACCACUUUCAGUACCAAUAACAGCUACUACACCAUCAAAACCACCAUCUGCUACAACACCAACAGGACCAACGUCUGCUACUACACCAUCAAAACCACCAUCUGCUACAACACCAACAGUACCAACCGCUGCUACAACACCAUCAGUACCACAAACUACUACUACACCAUCAGUACCAACGGCUGCUACAACACCAUCAGUACCACCAUCUACUACUACACCAUCAGUACCAACGGCUGCUACUACACCAACAGUACCACCAUCUGCUACUACAACAUCAGUACCACCAUCUACUUCUACAACAACAGGACCAACGUCUGCUACUACACCAACAGGACCACCAUCUACUACAACACCAUCAGUACCACCAUCUACGACUACAACAUCAGACCAACUACCACCAUCUACUACUACACAAACAGGACCAACGGCUGCUACUACACCAUCAGUACCACCAUCCACUACUACAACAUCAGUACCACCAUCCACUACUACAACAUCAGUACCACCAUCUACUACUACACCAUCAGUACCACCAUCUACUACUACACCAUCAGUACCACCAUCUACUACUACACAAACAGGACCAACGCCUGCUACUACAACAUCAGUACCACCAUCUACUACUACACCAUCAGUACCAACAUCUACUACUACACCAUCAGUACCACCAUCUGCUACUACACCAUCAGUACCACCAUCUACUACUACAACAUCAGUACCACCAUCUGCUACUACACCAUCAGUACCAACAUCUACUACUACACCAUCAGUACCACCAUCUGCUACUACACCAUCAGUACCACCAUCUACUACAACACCAACAGUACCUCCAUCUACUACU
Mytilus trossulus (common blue mussel) is the source of this 1575-nucleotide messenger RNA. RefSeq names its product collagen alpha-1(I) chain-like. Gene Ontology annotation, molecular function: extracellular matrix structural constituent conferring tensile strength. The record is from RefSeq and is a predicted model, not a curated record. Gene Ontology annotation, biological process: extracellular matrix organization. The annotation marks the transcript as partial. The transcript has 9 exons. Lineage: Eukaryota; Metazoa; Mollusca; Bivalvia; Mytilida; Mytilidae.